This is a messenger RNA of Diabrotica balteata, 597 nucleotides long. Lineage: Eukaryota; Metazoa; Arthropoda; Insecta; Coleoptera; Chrysomelidae. The record is from the annotation of a GenBank genome assembly.
AUACAGGAAAAAAUUUAUUCAAACCUAGUUAUGGAAGAGUAAUAUUCGUUGCCAGAAUGCUGGAAAGCAAACAAUUUACAACACGCAGUCGACAUUACUUAACGCUGAAAAGAGUGUGGAAUAAAUUAUGGCCUGAAUCAGCUUAAGAUGAAAAUACUCCCCUUAAAUGAAGUUAUGGCUGAAUCAACGGUUUUGUUUUCGUUGCCUAAAGAUGACAUAAACGAAUGGUUAGUUUGUGAUGACGACGCAAACGGCUAUCGAUUGCUGACAGACGAUGAAAUCGUUGAAAUGGCAACAGAGGCGGAGGAAACUGAUUCAGAAGCCAACUUUGAUAGUGGAAAUGUUGACGAUGCUAGUACAACUCACAAAGAUUUGCGUAAAGAAGCUAGAGGAGCUGUAUCGCACAUACAACAAUUCAUCAAGUGGUAUUCUCGGCAAGAAGAAGCAAAUAAGGUAGAUUUAAUGAUUUUACGUCGAUUAAGAAAUUCAGCCGUUGCAAAAUGUGAAGUAACAAUAAAACAAAUAAAGAUUUCGGAAUAAUUUAAAUCAAAUUGAUUCGACUGUACUAACAUAAAGCCCUCUUAUAUUGUCAAAUGA